This is a messenger RNA of Dioscorea cayenensis subsp. rotundata (Guinea yam), 2196 nucleotides long. RefSeq names its product pentatricopeptide repeat-containing protein At4g37170-like. Gene Ontology annotation, biological process: RNA modification. Gene Ontology annotation, molecular function: protein binding; RNA binding; zinc ion binding. Lineage: Eukaryota; Viridiplantae; Streptophyta; Magnoliopsida; Dioscoreales; Dioscoreaceae. The record is from RefSeq and is a predicted model, not a curated record.
UAAUGACUCUUUCCAUACUAUCAUUGUUUGGUUUCCUAUGAAAACAAGACUUAUUUUGCAAAGAAACCCCUUAAGUUUUAAUAAUGUAUCAAACCGCCCAACAUUCUUCUUCAAAGAGAGCAACAGCAUCACGCACACGAUCUCGAAGCUCUGCAAACAAGAGCGCCUCGAAGAAGCCAUCAAUGUCCUCCAUCUCUUCUCCAUCUCCGCCCCUCCUCCUCCGUCUCUCUACUCCCCUCUUCUCUCCCUCUGCUUCACCCUCCGCGCCCCUCAUCAAGCCCGCCGUAUCCUCGCCAUUGCCCGCAUCUCCGGCGCUGACCUCGUCGUCUCCAACCGCCUCAUCCAUCUCUACGCCAAAUGUGGUCGUGUUGGAGAUGCCCGUAAGGUGUUCGGCGAAAUGCCGCAACGAGAUCCUUGCUCUUGGAACACCAUUAUUGCAGCCUACUCCAAUGCCAAUAAGCUCGUUGAAGCACGCCGUCUCUUUGAGGACAUGCCCGGUAAGGAUCACUUCUCAUGGAGCACGAUGAUGUCUGCUUAUUCUCGCUGUGGUUUGCCUCUUGAAGCACUGAAACUCUAUGGAAAAAAACAGUUUUUGAUGAGUGAGGGAGUCUUUACUUGCAGUGAUAAGUUCACAGCCUCGGCUGCUCUGGCUGCUUGUGCAGCCAUUCCAUGCUCCAUUCGAGGAAAGGAGAUUCAUGCGCACAUAUUGCGUGUCAAUUUGGAGUCUGACAUUGUGGUGUUGAGUGCAUUGACAGAUAUGUAUGCAAAGUGUGGAAGAAUGGGUAAUGCUAGAUGUGUGUUUGAUGCUCUUUUGGAGAAGGAUGUUGUUUCUUGGACAGGGAUGAUUGGGAGAUACUUUGAUUGUGGUUGGAGGGAACAAGGAUUCAAAUUGUUCUCGGACAUGCUGAUAAACAGAGUGAGGCCUACUGAGUUCACUUUCGCUGCCGUCUUAGAUGCUUGUUCAGUGUCAGCUGCCGAAGAGCUUGGCAAACAAGUUCAUGGAAGCAUGGUGAGAAUGGGGAUUGAAUCAUCUUCUUUUGCAGGCAGUGCUCUUGUGCAUAUGUAUUCGAAAUGCGGGAGCAUAAAGAAGGCAAGUGUUGUGUUUCAGAGAAUGCCAAGACGAGAUUUGGUCUCAUGGACGACAAUGAUCUCAGGUUAUGCACAGAAUGGUCAUCCAGAGGAAGCCCUGAUGUACUAUGAGUUGCUGUUGCGGUCAGGGAUGAAACCAGAUCAUGUGACAUUUGUUGGUGUUCUUUCUGCUUGUACUCAUGCAGGAUUGGUUGACAAAGGGCUUGAAGUGUUCCAUUCAAUAAAGGAUGAGUUCGGCAUUGCAUACACUGGUGAUCACUAUGCUUGUGUUGUCGACCUGCUAAGUCGAGCAGGCCGGUUCCAAGAAGUGGAAGAGAUUAUAACAAGUAUGCCAACAAAGCCAAACAAGUUCUUGUGGGCAUCUUUGCUCGGUGGUUGUAGGAUAUACCGGAAUCUCAAACUGGCCAAAAUGGCAGCAAAAGCCUUGUUUGAGAUAGAACCUGAGAAUGCAGCAACUUAUGUGACAUUAGCCAAUGUCUAUGCAUCAAACAACAUGUGGGAAGAGGUGGAGCGAAUCAGGCAGAGAAUGGAAGAGAAACAAAUUGAGAAGAAUCCUGGAUCAAGUUGGAUUGAGAUCAAAAGACAAAUUCAUGUGUUCUUAGUGGGAGAUAAAUCCCAUCCAAGAACUGAUGAAAUAUAUUUACUGCUGAAGAAGCUGCAUAGAAGGAUGAGAGAAGAAGGGUAUGUUCCAGAUAUAAAUUAUGUGCUGCAUGAUGUGGAGGAUGAACAGAAGGAAGAAGAUUUGGUGUACCAUAGUGAGAAGCUUGCAGUGGCAUUUGGGAUCAUUGCUGGUCCUGCAGGUGUACCUUUGAAGGUGUUUAAAAAUCUGAGAAUUUGUGGGGAUUGUCAUACUGCUAUCAAGUUCUUGUCAAGGAUUGCUGAAAGGGAGAUUGUGGUGAGGGACUUUAGUAGAUUUCAUCACUUCAAAAAUGGUGCAUGUUCAUGCAGAGAUUAUUGGUAACAAAGGCAACAUUCACAGAUAAGUGAGGCUUUAAUUCUGCUCAUUUUGGGGACUUGGUAUCAUCAUCUCACCACUUGUUUAUGCUGACACAGUAUAAACACUCCUUUAAAAUAUUUAUUAUUAUUUUAUAAAGAAAUCUUUUUGGA